Messenger RNA from Caretta caretta (loggerhead turtle), 4209 nucleotides. RefSeq names its product WD repeat domain 53 (gene WDR53). Gene Ontology annotation, molecular function: protein binding. The record is from RefSeq and is a predicted model, not a curated record. Lineage: Eukaryota; Metazoa; Chordata; Testudines; Cheloniidae.
UUCCUGGUCUUCCAUCCAGCCAUACCUGUCAGGUCCUUUCCUCCAGCCACCUGCACUCCACUCACUUCCCUUUGCAGGGGCCCUUUCAUACGGCCACCCUCUUCCUGCUUACCCCCUGGGCCUUUCCUAUACCCCCCUCGAUCCCCAGUCACCACCACUGGCUUUUGACUACAGUCACUUCCACACAAACCCACUCUCAUCCAUCCCAUGGGGGGAGGAGGGGAGAGCUUUGCCUACAGCUGCCCAUCGUUCCUCUUGCUCAUCCCCACCACCAGGGGCCUUUGCCUAUGACUGCCACCCCCAACUGUAAACCUCCCCUACGGCCAUGUCCUACCCCUGUGUGCACGCAAAGAGCUUUGUUAGAUGUGCUGUAUAGUUUUAAAAAGAUCCCUGCUGCCAAGAGUUUACCAUUUAAAAUCAUAUUAAUAUAUUUAACAUCAUUGAUCUUUGCCUCCACCACAAAAUUUGAACAAAUCAUGUUUGGUUUAAAAUAGAGGCGAUGCUUCUUAUCACACUUUGAAUUGGAAUGACAAAUUGCUGAAAUACUUAAUAUAUUUGUGUUGUUUCAACCAUAAUAUGUAAAGCUGUUUACAAAGCCUCAACAAUUUUAGGCCCUAGCCUACAAUAUGAUUCAUAUAGGUGCCAGGGUCCUUCCAGGUGGGUCCAAUUGCAGGAGCAGAGCUUUAGACAUACUUGCUGAUGACUCCAACUAAUAAGGGUAAACAUGGUCAUCAAGCACAUUAGUAAAUUCAAGUUAGCUAAAGUUCAAGCCCUGGGAAGUCUGGACCAGCCACAGAUCUCCAACUCCUGGUAUGUGACGUUCUGUAAAAGCAUUCUGCUAGCAGUGUCACAUGCAGACUCCUUUGAAGUAUCAUGGCAGUCAAGUGGACUAAUGGACAUUCCUCUUCUAUACUGUGCUUGAAUGUAAACAAAGAAGGGCUGGUAGCUUCAGGAGCAGAGAGAGGAGAACUCACAAUCUGGAAUGAGGAGGGGAUUCAUUUAGGACAGAUACAGCUCCCGAGGGCAGAUGAUGUCACCUGUGUUGUGUUCUCUCCCACCUAUCCCAGCAGGCUGUACACCUCCCAUGGUGAAACCAUUAGUGUAUUGGAUGUCAGAUCCCUUAAGGGGCCAGUUGAAUGCUUUCGUCUGAAUGAAGAAGAGAUCAAUUGCCUGUCAGUGAAUGAGAUAGACAGUGUCCUGGCUGCUGCAGAUGACUCUGGGGCAAUAAAAAUUAUGAACUUGGAAAACAAGAAAGUCAGCCGGUCCUUGAGGAGGCAUUCAAACAUCUGCUCCUCAGUUGCCUUUCGACCUCAGCGCCCUCAAAGCCUUGUGUCUUGUGGACUGGACAUGAAGGUUAUGCUGUGGAACCUGCAGAAAGCUCGCCCACUGUGGACCAUGACCCUGCAGGAGAACGAAGCAGAGGGAGCAGAACACCAAUCAGCUGGCCAGUUCUUUAAUCCUCCCCUAGCCCAUUCUCUGUCUGUUGCAGCAUGUGGCAACAUCUUUGGUUGUGGAGGUGAAGACGGUAAAAUCCGGAUCUUCAGGGUAACAGGUGUCAAGUUUGAACAGGAGCUGGGGUUUAAGGGUCACACUUUGGGGGUGUCACAGGUCCUCUUUCUGCCAGAAGUAUAUUGGCUGCUUUCUGGAGGAAAUGAUGGGAAGGUGUUAUUGUGGGAUGUCAGCAGUGAAGUUGGGAAGCAACUGAAGAGUCCUGUGAAAUCCAUCCACAGGAGGAAGGCCAGAACACCAACUUCCACCAAGAGAGAUGGAGAGCCCAAUGCAAUGGUUACAAAUGAACAUGCCGGAGUUUUACCAAAACUAAGCAUAGAACAUGGAGAGAAGGUGAACUGGAUUUCAUAUGCAGAGAUCAAAGGCUUCAGGAGGGUAUUAGUUGCGGAUCAGAGCAGCUGUAUAUCUGUAUAUCCUCUGACUGAAACCUAGACACACAUUGUUUAAGGAAAUCUUGGCAAGUAGCUAGUUUUCUGGGUUGUUGUGAGCUGGCCUACCUGGUUCUCUACAGAGUACCCUCCUGUUUGUUACCAUGGAGAGUAAACUUCCUGUAGCUUAAAUAAUUACCAGCUCUUAUGCAUGUUUAGAAGUGGCCAGGAAUUUGCUGUGGCACAUUAUGCACAUAAGUAACAUUGCUUUAUCUUUUUCAGUAGUGGCACAUCUUCACUGUAAAUAUUUUCUUAUGGGGGUUGGAAGAUGGUGCAUCUUGAAUAUAGGUGUGACUUUGUUUGAAAUGGAUUGAGGGGAGGCUCAAAAAUGAGCAGACUGAGGCAGGCUCAUGCUGCAGGUUGUAACAUGCAAACAUUGUAAGAAAGAACCUAUUCAGUCUGGGAGAAAAAUGGUGGCCUUUUCUGUAAAAACUAAAUCAAUGGGUGUGGUAAGCUUUGCUGCAGGUGUAAUUGACUGGAGUCCUCAAACUCCUGCACUAUAAGAAAACUACUAAUUUUCCUGCUUUGCCUCCUUACCUCUUUAGUUCUUUGCUUUCCCUGUUUCAACAUUUCUGGCAAAUUAGGCCUAAAUUAGACAUAUUCUCUGAUCAUCUGAGCUGCAACAACUGAAAAUGUGGGUUUCAAGCAUGUUUGAACUAUUUUUAAUUUAAUAUAGUUAAGAAUAAUUACAGAAGUGGGUUAAAUAGCUAAAUUGAUUAAAGUUCAUCAUUAAGUGGGAUUUUCAGACUGGAACAACAUUGGGGGUGGGGGGAAAUGUUAACAGCUGUUUACUUGACUUGUCCUCCUCUGAUUUCGUGUCACAGAAGAAAAAAUCUUUUAAAUCUGUUUUAAUAAAAGCUUUCUCCCUCACUGCUCCUUGUGCUCCUGCUUGCUCUUGUAUGACUAUCCUAUGUAACCCUAUAUGCUGUGCAAAAUGUGAAGUUGAGCAUUUUAUAACUUAAAUGCAGAGUAUAAUAAAAAUAUAGAGGGCCAAAUGCUGCUGUCUUCCUUACACAAAUAGUAUCACUGAUUUCAAGCGUUCCUUGCAUAAAUAGGGCGAGCAGGUUCUUGCCUUAGGUGGACUGUUAGCUUAAAAAUGGGGGGGGGGUGAUCAAAUGUAAAUCCUGUGCCUUGGAAGUUAUUUAAUAAACUCUCGGCUUUUAUGCGAUAUGCAAAUAAUUCAGAAAUUGUAUUUUCCCAGGAUGACCUGUAUCACUAAUGUGCUAAAAGUGCACUACUUCUACAGUUUGGAAACCAAUCUGACCAAUUAAAUUAUUUCCAUCUCUUUGUUUAUACAUGUAAACGAGCGAUCUUUGCCAAAAAUACUGAACUUUGAAGUAUUAAAUCUGAGAUUACUAAAAUAAGGUUAAUUUGUGUUUGUCAAUUAGAAGCUUUUUUUGGUGGCAAGCAGUAAGAUAAUGGGAGAGAUGGAUUGUCCUUUUAUCGUAAGAAAAGAGCCAAACUGUAACUAAAAUACUUAGUAGACAUUCCCCUCUGGCUACCAAAAUAAUCCACUGUACAUCUGUGAUGUUGCACUCCAUAUACUUUAUGAAAAUACGAUAAUGAGUGUGAAUAUAAUGUAACUAGAAUAUGCUUUCUGCAAAAGGUCUUUUGUAAGGUAUAAUUACAAAGCUUAUAAUCUACUGAAUGUUCAUCCUAUUUGUAUGAAUGUAUCAUUUCUAUGUCUGGAGUUAGGAGAAUAAGAUAUAAACUUGUAUUACUGAUGUAAACAUGUUAAGUGGAAGACAUUAAGGGUGCUUUCAGAAUCAAUCACCUGUAAAUGGCUCUAUUUACUUGUAAGCCUUCCUGUGAGUCAGGCCAGAAAGAAUGGAGGCUUGGGGUCUCACAGGACAUGUGAUCAUGUCACCUGGUACUGGAAUUCAUUUUAAACCUGGUGCUUUUGCAUUUAGAAGGAGGGGUGGGGACCCAGAGACACAAAAGAUUUCCGCCUUUUGCCAAAGCCAUAAAAGGGGGUGGGACAGAAUAAAGGGGGCUGCAGUCAUGAGAAAUCCCCUUUGUUACCACCUGAGGUGAAACUAACAAGAAGUGUACCGGGGAAAGGAUUGGGCCCAGACUAGGAAGGAGUCUAGUCUGUGAAAGAAGCUUAUUGGAACAUCUCUGAGGGUGAGAUUUACCUGUAUUCAGUUUCUUAAUGUAUUAGGCUUAGACUUGUGUGUUGUGCUUUAUUUUGCUUGGUAACUUAUUUUGUUCUGUCAUUACUUGAAACUACUUAAAUCCUACUUUUUAUGCUAAAUAAAAUCACUUUUAUUUA